Molecule: messenger RNA, 1623 nt
Organism: Ceratitis capitata (Mediterranean fruit fly)
Lineage: Eukaryota; Metazoa; Arthropoda; Insecta; Diptera; Tephritidae
Gene: CCHa2
Exons: 4
Coding region: 480-884 (134 amino acids)
Biological process (GO): neuropeptide signaling pathway
Molecular function (GO): neuropeptide hormone activity
Source: RefSeq, a predicted model, not a curated record
UUGACUGACACUUCAUCGGCAGUUUUUGAAGAUGUAAGUCAUACAGCUGGAAAAGUUGAAGCGCUCGAUCAUAGAUUAACGCGAAACAUCGGUGUAUAAUUUAUUUAUAAUUUUAUGCAGUAAAUAUGAUAAUAGUGCAAAACUUACACUGAAUAGAAGGAACUCUUAACAAACAGGCUUUUAAAAACAUCAAUAGAACUGAAAAGUGAAGGUAGAAAUAAAAAUAAAAAAUCUAUUAAAAAAUCAAGAAAAUAUCAAAAAAGCCUCGAUUGAAAAACUGUGUAACAAAAACAAAUAUUAUCUGUGAUUAUUGUGUACCUACUUUACAAAACAAGGACUUUUUUUUUAUAAAUAUAUAGAAUUAGAAAAGAUUAAGAAACACUUAGAUUGCAUUUAAAGCUUGACACGUGGUGAUCGAAAGCUUGUUUGGUAAUAAAUAUAAUAUUACGAAGCAUUUAAUAAUCAAUUUCAAAGAGAAGAUGAAUUCCUCAGUAUCCUUCCUGUUGGUGAUGAUCUGUGCGGUCGUUUUGGCGGCACAACAAGGCCAGGCAAAGAAGGGCUGCAACGCUUAUGGACAUGCCUGCUACGGUGGACACGGAAAACGUUCUCUGGGCUCCUUAACGGAUGAGAUGCUAGCAAAUAAUGCAUACAGAAACGAAAGAGAUGAGUUACGUCCCAAUGAACUGUUACAAGCUAUGCCCAAUGAUGCGACCGGACUAUUAGCAGAAGGUGAAAUUGAAACAUUACCAAGAUAUCGACUUAUCAAGUUUAUGAGGUCAUUGUUGGGCGGACAUCUGAAGCGACCUGUUGAGCGACCCAAUGAAAUCGAUUAUCCCAUUUCAGCCGAGGGGUUUAGUCGGGAUGCCAGCAACAUCUUUAAUUAAGUUGUCAAACAUUUGAAUUCUACCCCAACCAACCAAACCAACCAGACUGCUAAAUUACCAAAUAUCUGUUGUGAAUGAAAAGUAAGGACCUAUGAGUUUACAGGGAAUACCAAAACAAUUUUUAUAACAAACUGAACAAGCAAAAAAUCUAAAGUUUUCCUUAAAUAUUUGUAUAUAUCUAUGUAAUAAAAAUGUAACUACUUGUAAACAUUGAGAAUGUGUUAUGUAGUACACGCCUAAAAUUGUAUAACUAAACGGCUUCAUCACAAAUAAUAAUGUAAAUAUAAUACAUAAAUAUAAUAAAAGAAAAUACAAACAGAGACAGCAAAUACAGGUGGAAAUUUAAUUUUUUUAACAUAAAAUCUGGAUUUUUUUAAACACGAUAAGAUGAAACUGAAAUUUUAUGGGCUGGAGAAUUUCAGUAUAAUCAUCUUUAACUAAUAAAGAAUACAGUUAAGAGCAUGGCUUCCACACGCACAGGUACAUCCACACAUACUUGUAUUGUAAAACAUUUGAAACUUUGAAAAUUCCUAUGCUGUCUUAAAUAAUUUGAAGUUAAACAGAAGAAGAUUGUGUUAUUGAGGAGAUUAGACUAUACGAUAGAAUUAUGAAUAAAAAAUCAUAGUUAAAACUCUAUGUUCCAAAAACAAAAUGAUGAAAAGCAAAGACUAUAGACUAUCUUUAUUUACCACGUAUGAGUAUGUAUGUAAAUGUUAAUAAAUUAUUAUAAAGCUUGAAA